UGUGGAAUAGUGUUUCUGUCUGUAAAGUGCCAGUUCCUGUAGACGACAUUGUGAAUUAUUGUUGAUGAGAAUGGCACGUCACCCAAACCAUCAAGAGAUGCCAUCGGAAACCGAAUCGGGGUCAAAAGAGCCGCCUCCCGACAUUUGAGGCUAAGUCACGUGCGAACAGGGAUCUCUCGCUUACUUAUACACCUCAGGCAACUACGCCCACUGAACUUUUGCGAAUUUGAGGUCGAAAUUGAAUCUAAUAUUUGACCGUGACAACAUCGACUACCGACACCUCGACAAACCCACCUACGACAAACCAUCAUCAUGUCGUCCGGAAAAGUCAAGACUGGCCAACUUUGGUCGAAGAACAAGGCGGAUCUUGCGAAGCAACUGGGCGAGCUGAAGACCGAGCUGGGACAACUCCGUACACAAAAGAUUGCUGGAGGAUCUGCUUCAAAGCUGACCAAGAUCCACGAUCUCCGAAAGUCAAUCGCCAAGGUCCUCACCGUCAUCAACGCCAAUCAACGCUCGCAACUCCGCCUCUUCUACAAGGAAAAGAAAUACCUGCCCCUCGACCUCCGACCCAAGCAAACACGCGCCAUCCGAAGACGCCUCAGCAAGGAUGAGAGCAGCCGGGCACUGGAGAAGACCAAGAAGCGCGCCACCCACUUCCCGCAACGAAAGUAUGCUGUGAAGGCUUAGAGGAGGUUUCGCGGCGGCGGGUUGAUGUGCAUUCUGGCUUUUCUUUUGCGGGGAAUGGGCGCGGCUUGAUUUGAUGCAAGGCAAGGCAAGAAGCAAAUGGGUCUGGUGUAUCAUCGAAAAACGAUUGCGUAAAUCGACAUAGCAUGGUUGGUUGGUAUGGGAAGCCAGCCCAAAUAAAGUCACGACAUUCGAGCA
Molecule: messenger RNA, 885 nt
Organism: Mollisia scopiformis
Lineage: Eukaryota; Fungi; Ascomycota; Leotiomycetes; Helotiales; Mollisiaceae
Product: 60S ribosomal protein L35
Exons: 4
Coding region: 313-690 (125 amino acids)
Biological process (GO): translation; maturation of LSU-rRNA from tricistronic rRNA transcript (SSU-rRNA, 5.8S rRNA, LSU-rRNA)
Cellular component (GO): cytosolic large ribosomal subunit; ribosome
Molecular function (GO): structural constituent of ribosome; mRNA binding
Source: RefSeq, a predicted model, not a curated record